Phycomyces blakesleeanus NRRL 1555(-) is the source of this 2031-nucleotide messenger RNA. RefSeq lists its product as hypothetical. Gene Ontology annotation, biological process: protein ubiquitination; DNA repair; mRNA splicing, via spliceosome. The record is from RefSeq and is a predicted model, not a curated record. Bases 89 to 1585 code for a protein of 498 amino acids. The transcript is spliced from 7 exons. Gene Ontology annotation, molecular function: ubiquitin protein ligase activity; protein binding. Lineage: Eukaryota; Fungi; Mucoromycota; Mucoromycetes; Mucorales; Phycomycetaceae. Gene Ontology annotation, cellular component: U2-type catalytic step 1 spliceosome; cytoplasm; Prp19 complex.
GCCCAAGGCGCGUUUUUUUUUGGGCUGGAAAGUUUAGUGGGAAAAGAAAAAAAAAGGAAAAGAGCUAGUCUUUCUAUCUUUACACACCAUGUUCUGCGCAAUUUCUGGAGAGUCACCUGAACAUCCAGUGGUGUCUGUUAAAUCAGGCAACCUUUUUGAAAAAAGACUGAUCGUCAAAUACAUUGGUGAUCAUGGCAAAGAUCCUGUCACAGGAGAAGAUCUCACAGUCGAUGAUUUGAUUGAACUCAAGACAAACCCAGAGACAAUCAAGCCUCGCCCACCAAAGCUUUCAUCCGUACCCUCUAUCCUGUCCGCUUUGCAGAACGAGUGGGACAGUGUUAUGCUCGAAUCAUUCACAUUGAAACAACAAUAUCAACAAGUUCGCCAGGAACUUUCUCACGCCCUCUAUCAAAACGAUGCCGCUGCCCGUGUUAUUGCACGUCUCAAGAAGGAACGCAACGCUGCUAGAGAAGCACUUGCCAAUGUCCAGGCUCAUUUGGGCACUACCUCUGCACCUGCACCUGUAGAAGAGAAGACCGAAACAAUGGAAGUUGAUGGUGCGCUCCCAGAAGAAGUUGUUGCAAAGAUUAACGAGACAAGUGAAACUUUGUCUCAGGGUCGACGCAAGAGAAAGCCUCCUACCGAUUACACCUCCCUGGAAACCAUCAAAACAUUCACCCAAACCUCCACCAUCCCAUCCCUCCACUCCUCCCGCACACCCGGCAUCACCGCUGUUGAUGUUGAUGUCACCGGUAAGCUUAUCCUCACCGGUGGUAACGACAAAAAGGUCCAGGUCUACAACCGCGACGAAGAAAAGGUUGUUGUGGACUUACCAGGUCACACCAAGAAGGUCACCUCGGUUAAGUUCAGAGGACAGGAUGUGGAAAAGGAUGUGUUUGUCUCGGCUAGUGCCGACAAGCACGUGCGUGUCUGGACAGAAGGAGGAGCCAAGGGCUACCACACUGCCCACAACAUUUCUGCACACACUGCAGAUGUCACUGCUCUUGCUAUUCACCCUAGCAAGGACUACUUUGUCAGUGCUGGUUUGGAUAACAAGUGGGCCUUUUAUGACUUUGAGAACGGCAAGUCCUUUAUUGAAGCCAUUGACACCGAGACCGAAGCUGGUUACACUGCACUUGACUUCCAUCCUGAUGGUAUGAUCCUUGGUGCUGGUACUGGUGACUCGGUUGUUCGCAUUUGGGAUGUCAAGUCUCAAACUGUUGCUGCAAGCUUCAGUGGCCACACUGGAAAGAUUAGUGCUCUUGCUUUCUCUGAGAACGGUUAUAUCCUUGCUACUGCUUCCGAGGAUAACCUUGUCAAGAUUUGGGAUUUGCGCAAGUUGGCCAACACAAAGACCUUUACUCUCGAUGAGGGUUACAAGGUCCAGUCUCUCUCGUUCGACAACUACGGCCAGUACUUGGCCAUUGGUGGUACUGAUGUGAGAAUUCUCAAGGCUAAGGACGGAUCUCCCAUUACCACAUUCACAGACAACACUGCAGAAGUUACUGGCUUAAAAUGGGCACCCGGAGCUGACAGCCUUUUGGCUGCAGGUUUGGACCGUACAAUCCGUUACUUUGGGGCAUAAAAACAUUACUAUUAUUAUUAUAUAUACACAUAUAUAUAUUAUAUAAAAAAAACAAGAAUACGCAAAACCAGACCUGACCCGAACUGACCUGACCUAACAUGACAUGACAUGACAUGACAUGGCAUGGCAUGAUAUAGCCAAAUCAAAUCAAAUCAAAGCUUUUCAUAUGUGUAUAUGUAUGACAGUCCAUCUAUCUAUUUUCUCUCAUUCUUUCUCUUUUUCUAUCACCUUUUUUUUUUAUACAUUUUUGGUAUAAUUAUCUCAUCUAACUUCACAGCUUGUUAUCUCACUAUUUUUGUGCGUGUAUUUCUUGUGCACAGUUUAUUUAUUUUUUGUACUUUGUGUACGUGUGUGAAUAUAUAAAAUAGUAAGAGCAUCCCCAGCAGUUCGCUUUAUUUUAUUUUACCAAGCAAUUAAAGUUAACAAGGAUUUGAAAUUGACUGCUG